Molecule: messenger RNA, 465 nt
Organism: Talaromyces stipitatus ATCC 10500
Lineage: Eukaryota; Fungi; Ascomycota; Eurotiomycetes; Eurotiales; Trichocomaceae
Exons: 2
Coding region: 1-465 (154 amino acids)
Source: RefSeq, a predicted model, not a curated record
AUGGCCCUAUCAACCACUAAACCCACCAAAGAUGUACAGGUAGCGGGUGUUGGCACCACUAAGACAGGCUAUGUAAUCAGAUUCAGAGAUGCUCAGUUGGCCGAAAUAGCCCAGAACAACACUGCAUGGCUGGAAGAACUGGGAAACGAAACCAAGCUGGUGAAACCCCAAUUCAAAGACUUUGACUUGGACAAGGAAAAGAAAGAAGGAAUUGAGAAGAUUAUGGAAGAGAAUGACCUGGCCGAGAAGGGAUUUGAAAUCAAGGAUAUUGCAUGGCUAAAGAAGAAGGAUAGCCCGCUGGGAAAGUCCGCAUCUAUGGGCAUCUGGCUAAAUACACCGGAGGCAGCAGAAUCCAUCAUCAGCAAUGGCCUCCUAGUUGGACAAAGAUAUAUCGGAAGUGUGGAACCCUACAAAGUUAAACUAAAAAGAUGCUACCACUGCCAGAAGUUUGGCCACCUAGCUUAG